AUGAAAUCCUUUAUAUGGACUACUUCUCUACUUAUCAUAUGUUUAGCAGUCGAUAUAAUAGGAUGCCUUCAGCCCAAAACGGAAUUUUCAUCGCCAAGUGUUGAUUCGUUGCAGGAAAAAAAUUGUACAACGCCAAAGCCACCCGUGGCAAAUGCCAUGUUGAAGUGGCGACCCGGUUGUAAUAACAACAUUUUUGUACCAGGAGAAAAUGCUGAAUUUGUUUGCAGGGAAGGGUUUCGACAAAUCAGCUGGCUUGAUACAUUAAGGUGCGAAAGAAAUGGAACUUGGAGUUCGAAAUCAUCUGUUGAAGAGUUCAAAUCAAGUAAUAAAGGAAGAUCAAAUCUGUCAGGUAAGCCGAUAGGAAUGACGUUCCUUCUUCAUUGUGGGAAAUCGUUGUUUCAUUUCCAUAUUUUACUUAACAAAUGGCAAAGUUUGCGUACCUGCCGAGAAUAUUUAGGCCUUCGUUCGUUGUUGUUCGUUACUAUUAAGAAAAUUGAAAUCGUUUCGUAAUCAGUUCGGCAUUCCAGAUGUUUAGAAAAAUGAAUCAAUGAAUAAAGUUUUUGGUAAUCUUUUCACUUCCGUUUUGAUUGCUACAAAGCGAUGCUUUCAGCAUGAUUCUGAUUUUAGCUUAAAAUACGAAAGUACGAGGUCUUUUAAUCUUGGAAAAUGUGUGAUCCACCGUCUGUUUUUUUUUUGUCUCGCCCGAAUGAUUCGAAUUGUAUUUAAUCCCGCUAGACAAAAAUAAAUUUAAAUUGGAUAAAAAUUGUAUCAGAAAAUGUACACUAUACUAAUAUGCUAAUGAAGAAAAUAAGUUUUCUCUCCGGCGGAAAGAGGCAUGGGCCGGCAUUGUUUCCACCGGCACGAAAACGUCGAAAACCGUACCAGCUAGUUCACAUAUAAGAACAGUGAACAGGAAUUAAUAUAGUUCACCAAAUCCUCUCGGCAGCCGCUCCGGCACGAUGUGUAGUGCCGUGCGGUACCGUUGCUGUUCAUACUAUUCCUCGUGAUACACCGGAAGCUUUUCGUAGCCUUGCUAUAACUGGAGCUAAAAACGUUCAUUCGCUUUCGUAAUGCCGAGGAUUUGUUUAAAUACCGGGGUUCCACUUAAAAAAUAACAAUAUAAUUGUAAUAUAUAAGAUAUACCAUCAACUGACGUGUUAACAACAGUUCCUGAUUCAGAACUAUGUCCACAUAGACAUUCUUUUCAUGUUUAAUAACGCUGACAAAUCAGGGGCUCUUAAUUACCAAGUGUUUUGAAAUGUGUCAGAAGUGUCUCAGAUGUCAGCAACAGUCCUAUUCAGGACUACGUUCACCCGGACGAUCAAACUCAACCUACUUUUGAAAUAAUGUUAAUGCAUGUAUUGUAUUAUUGACCGUGUUUAAAUAAAGUCAUUCAUUCAUUCGUUGGUUCGUUUGUUCGUUCAUUAAGAAGGUUCAAGGAAUCGUUUUGAUUUUUACACCGAAAUUUUUAAGAGCCAUUUUUGAACAAUAAUCGCAAUAUCUUGGUAAUGAUCAGAAGUGUAACAACAGAAGCUCCGAAAAUCAUAGGCAUAUGUUAGUUUAAAAAAAUCGUUAUAUAGACGAAUGCAACGGUUAUCCUAGCCUGCGUGGCAGGCGUUUGAAAGGGAAGGGAAAGGGAGUUUUGGGCGCGAGGGAAACGCGAGGGGCGCGCGAGGAAGGAGGGAGGAAAACGCCUGCCAGGAAACCAUUGUUUUUCUCGUUAUUAACAUCUACCAGGUGAAUGUUAAAAUCCUGAUUGGUCAAAAUUUGAUAAGAUCUAAAUAGCGUGUUCUAAUUGGUCACCUACAUGUUAUGCAGUAACUUGAGUGUUACCAUUCACAACUAAACAUAUGUCGUUAGUGCACAGGCAGCCCAAGCGCACUAUUUGUGGGUUCGGGCUUCAGAGGUCAUUUGGUCGGAAUAUACUAGAAUUAUUAGUGUAUUAUCUGAUGCCAAAUAAAUGUAAAAAGUCUUAAAGAUAUGAAGUCUUCUUGUUUGUCUAUCUGUACUAGUAGCCUUUAAGAUAACGAAAAUCGAUAUUUCUUGCAUUAUUACAUGUGAUUCGGGCCCUUAUUGUUCGAAUUUUAUCACAUGUAUUCGAAUCUACAACGCUAAGAAAAAAAAAAUCAUGAUCACGCGAAAUAUUGAUUCAAAAAGCUCCCUUACCUUUAGUUCAUAGCCAAUCUGUGUCCUACGGCUGGUCCAAACGCCGUUUAGUCGACUUUCUUUCCAUCGAGUACUGAACACUCUUUUAUAGUGUUCAGUACUCGAUAAUAAUUCUAGUAUAUUCCGACCAAAUGACCUCUGAAGCCCGAACCCACAAAUAGUGCGCUUGGGCUGCCUGUGGUUAGUGAAGCGUGUUGAGAGUUCUCUACGCGAAUUCAUCAUUAGAAGGCAUUUUCAGCCUCAAAGGAGAGUAGGAAAAAGCAGUUAAAGAACCGUAUGAAGGAAAAGGCCUGUCAGCAGAUGAGGUUUACUGACUGGUUCUGAAAAGUAUUAUCCCCCAACGGCUUGUCGGUUUUACUUGCCAGGCGAAAGAAACGAACAUUCAUGCUGCCUGUGUGCUUGUUAUCUGCUGUUUGACCCGCGUUAUCAACGGUAAGAUAAUUGAAGACGAAGCGAUCUAUAACUUUUGGCGAUUUUUGGUCGAGGACUUCUUCUUGCCGGUUAUAAAACCGCCAGGAACUUACUUUAAUAAUAAAUUGUUGCCUUCUUGCAGAUCUUCGAAGUUCAACUCUUCUUUCCUUGCCACCAACGUUCUUUAGUGUGCUCGGCUGGAUCCAGUUCGUCCUGAUAGAAACUCAAAGAGUGCGUGACGGCAAAGUGUUUUAAUUUUUCUUAGGCAAACAUUGCAGUGAAAGUUGCGAGGAGCCGCUACAUUACUUAUUAAAUAGUUUUCUAGUCCGAUUCCUUCAGCAACAACUUGAAUAGAUUUGUGCUGGAUUUUAUGUAACUCGGCACGGGUCGUUGCAACUUUCAAGGAAGAUUCCUUCGAUGGACGACUGCGUUUGAACUUUUUUAUAGUACCUUUACUUUAGAUUGCUUUAGGAAAACAAAAGAAAAACAGUGUGAGAAAUACGACUAGAAUACGUGCAUCGCGGCCAGACUUAUUUGACAGCUAGUCAUUCACAGUUGCGUUAUUUUUGUUAUUUUUUUAAUUAGUAGGCGGGAUGGCGAAAACAAUGGCUUCCUUGCAGGCGUUCCCCUCCUCCCUCCUCCCUCGCGCGUGGUCUCGCGCCCUAAUUCCCUUCCCCUCGCGCCGUAAUUCCCUUCCCCUCGCGCCGUAAUUCCCUUCCCCUUCCCUUUCGAACGCCUGCCACGCAGGCUACGGUUAUCCUGAAACUUUUUGCCUUUCUCUAGCUUAAGAAAUUUCAAUAUGUGCUCCUUCACUUCAAACCUUUAUUUUACUUAAAAAGUCGUUGGCUGCCCUGACAAAUGGCGUCUGUUUUACAGGCUUUUGCGUAACAAAUCAUUGUAAUGACUCUGAAGUAUUUAACUGCAGCGCACACAACGAGACUGUUGAUAUCUGCAAAAGGUGUAACUGUGUUGCUGAUUGCCAUGACGGCAGCGACGAGGCGGAUUGUGGGUCAAUUCUUAUAAAUGUCACGGGACGAGCUACGGGUGAGGUGAAAUACCCGGAAAGCAUAAAUACACCUCACAACAAGAGAGCUGAACGAUGCAGCCAAACGUUAUGGACUGAUGAUUCUGGCUUUUACAUUAAGCUGCUUUUCACAAAGUUUUCCUUUCGUGGCGAUUGCGAGGAAAGCUACCUUUACUUGGAAAAUGCGACGUUUAGUGGCUCUGAAUCACCCGAUUGCUGCAAAAAGAAUGAGGAAGUUGCUUGCGGAUUUGGCGCAAAAUCUGGUGCGCCGCCCUUAUCGCAUUCAGCCAAGAACUUUAUGACCAUAACCAUUAUCGAUGGCUCAAAUUCUGAUUCAUCGGAGUUUACAUCACAGUGGUUCAAUGUUAAUGGACUUUUUCCUCAUGGGGUAGUACCCAAAGACGAUCCUUCUUACUCACACUACAUCAAAAUUAAAAAGCAACGAAGUAAGAAAAUUGAGACUAAGGUGAGUGAUUCAACGUACGUAGCUUCUGUGGUAAUUUUAUCUAUUUUGGCGUUUAUCGUUGUGUCCAUCGUUGCGUGUAAGGUUGGGCAGCGUUUUAUUGGACCGACUUGUAGCUUGGGAUAUUGUCGUGCCUGGAUCGCUGUUAAGAGGCGUCAGCGGUCAGCCUCGCGGGCGACUUCUCCAGAGACGAUCCCCAUAAGAAGGGACGCAUAUAACGAGCAUCCACGGGUAAGGUCCCAGGAAACAGUUCAGGCAAAUCCAAGAGUCCGCUAUGGAAGCACCGAGGACAUUGCCUGA
This is a messenger RNA of Porites evermanni, 4364 nucleotides long. Lineage: Eukaryota; Metazoa; Cnidaria; Anthozoa; Scleractinia; Poritidae. The record is from the annotation of a GenBank genome assembly.